Molecule: messenger RNA, 366 nt
Organism: Anisakis simplex (herring worm)
Lineage: Eukaryota; Metazoa; Nematoda; Chromadorea; Rhabditida; Anisakidae
Source: the annotation of a GenBank genome assembly
AUGGAAAAGAAGUUGUCAGAAACUCUCGCUGGUCAUCUUGUGGAAAAUAGAAUGGGUCGAAUGGAUUACAGAAAGAUAAUUUGUUUGAAAAUUAAGGUUGAUCGUCCGUCGUUCCCGUGUCCAUGCAGCAGUGCAUCGUGCUCGAAUCCAGAGGGUCGCGUGGAAUUCAAUGCGGUUCGUGUGCGAGCACAUUAUCUGGAAACAAUGAUGCGCAUUCAGGUGCUUGAGAGCAAUUACAACUUCGAUGGGGUUAAUCAUUUGGCUUGUUUAUUUCGGAUAUUAUUGGAAUUUAAAGAUACAUUUGUGGAUGAUUUACUAUUAUAUAGUGCGUGCGAAGACGUUGAGUUGUUAUCGUUGAUUAUUUGA